AUGGAGAUUAAAAUUAUUAAAAAGAAAAGAACAAUGAGGAGAAGGAAACCCAAAUCCUUAUUCAAUAAUCUUCCCAUUGUACUUCAAACUAAAAUCUUUGGUAAGCUAUACAUGAAAGAAAAAUCAAAUGUCAUGUGUGUCUCGCAUUCAUGGCGCAAUCUCAUCCUAACCACAACACUACCAAAGGAGAAUCUAUUAGAUCCACUGAUGGAGGCUUCCAUUUCUUCUAAUCCAUAUAUUGAUUUGGAACAACUUUUUAAUUGGUGCUCAUUAGUGAUGAGUUGCAGGAUAAGGCCUAAAAAUCUUAUAGACACAUGCAAUGGAUUAUUUUUGUUUUGUCGCAAAGAUGGUCAGGCAAAUAAUAUAAUUCAUGGUGUAUAUCAUUACUUUGUCAUGAAUCCAAUAACAAAACAAUGUGUGGCUAUUCCGAAGCCUGUAGGACAAAUAUCUGGAGGAUAUUCCUAUGCUGCUCUAGCAUAUGACCAUAUAGAAUCUUGGUUCUUCAAGAUCAUACGUUUUCAAGGUCAUCGCCAUAUCAAUAUUUUCUCCUCUAUGACUGGUAUUUGGACUACAUUAACUAUUUACUUUCCUGAAUAUAUUAAUGAGUCUUAUUGGAUCAAAAAGUCUAUUUACUUAAAAGGAUCUAUUUAUCGACUCUCGUCUUCAGGACAUUUAUUGAGAAUUAAAGUUGAUCCUCAAGAGAAUGCCUCAAAACAAGUUGAGGUGAUAAAACUUCAUCCAGAUUGCCUUUUUGAUAAUUCGCAACUACAAAUAUGUUUAAAAGAUGAUAAGAUCUUACUGUUCUUAUCUAGAAGUGCAAAAUUUAUGUGUUUUGAACUUGUUGAAUGUGUUACAAAAGGUGUUAGCACUUACACAUGGAACAUGAAUCUUAGCAAAGAAAAUGAAAAUUUGUUGCCUCUCAAUACCAACGGCAAGCUAUUGUCCAUUUAUCCUUCCAAUGAUAUGGCGAUUUUCAAGAUUAAAAGACUUGUAUACUUUUACUUGUAUAAUUUAGAUGAUAACAACAUCGAGGAAAUUGGAGUAAUUCGAGACGAUCAAAUUAUGUUUGAAUACGAGAGCACAUGUGGAAAGCAGUUGUUUGAAUGCUUCAUCCCUUUUGCAUGCUGCUUAGAGAAGGAGGGUCAAAAACACUUUCAGCGACUGUUGGUUCCAAAGUGA
Lathyrus sativus (Indian pea) is the source of this 1179-nucleotide messenger RNA. NCBI's taxonomy places the organism in Eukaryota, Viridiplantae, Streptophyta, Magnoliopsida, Fabales, Fabaceae. The record is from the annotation of a GenBank genome assembly.